AAAAUGAAUGAGAGGGCAAAGGCAGAGGCAGCUUUUUGCAGAGAGAAGCCAAGGGAAACUCAAACCCAAACCAAAUGGGUGCAGAAGCCUUCCCCAUCGACCCACCAGAGGUUGCCCCUCGUCCUCCUCUCAUUCUGGGUCUCCAGCCAGCUGCUCUCAUCGACCACGUCGCUCGUGUUGAUUCCUCCUUGCUCGACCAAAUACCCGGUGACCGCGGUGGCUCUAUACCCGUAGCAAUUCAAGAACUUGAGCACAUUUUAGAGAAGGUGGAGACACACAUGCUGGCUUCUCCUGAUGAUAAAUCUUCUAUUAAGACUCUUGCUGGAGGCAGUGUAGCCAAUACUAUCCGAGGUCUUAGUGCUGCUUUUGGAGUCUCUUGUGGUUUAAUUGGUGCUUAUGGAGAUGAUGAUCAAGGCCAUUUCUUUGUACGUAAUAUGAGCUUUAGUGGCGUUAAUCUCUCGAGAUUGAGGAGGGAAAACGGAUCCACUGGCCAGUGUGUUUGUUUGGUUGAUGCAUUGGGAAAUCGUACAAUGCGGCCCUGCCUCUCAAGUGCUGUCAAAGUUCAGGCUGAUGAAUUGACCAAUGAGGAUUUUGAAGGCUCCAAGUGGUUAGUAACGAGAUAUUCAAUUUUUAACAUAGACAUUAUUCAAGCAGCUAUCCGUAUAGCAAAGCAAGAGGGCCUUAGUGUCUCAUUGGAUUUGGCCAGCUUUGAGAUGGUGCGGAACUUUAGACAACCCCUUCUUGAGUUGCUAGAGUCAGGAGAUAUUGAUCUCUGCUUUGCCAAUGAGGAUGAAGCAAUGGAGCUUCUAAGAGGUGAACAAAAUGCUGAUCCUGAAGCUGCUCUAGAAUUCUUGGCCAAACACUGCAAGUGGGCUGUAGUGACGUUAGGACCUAAUGGGUGCAUUGCACAACAUGGAAAAGAGAUUGUUCGGGUUCCAGCAAUUGGGGAAGCAAAUGCGACAGAUGCAACUGGAGCAGGUGACCUCUUUGCCAGUGGGUUUCUGUAUGGACUGGUCAAGGGAUUAUCUUUAGAGGAAUGCUGCAAGACGGGCGCAUGCAGUGGUGGAUCUGUUGUCCGCUCCCUUGGGGGUGAGGUGACCCCAGAGAACCGGCACUGGAUGUAUAAGCAGUUACAAGUUAAAGGCCUCUCUGUUCCGGAAAUCCGCAACUGAUGCUACUUGUGUAGAGUAACCGUGGUUCAUACAAGCAAAGAGAGAUAUCUUGUAGUUGUAGGUUUCAUUUUUGGCUAUUUUUAUGAACACAACUCGUUUCUGUGCUUUAAAAAGAAUUUAAUUGAUGAGUCACUGUGAAGGCACAUUUUGGUGAGAGGCAACUUUCAUUUGUGGGCGAAUACAUAUUGAAUUAACUCAAUUAAUGAUGAGAGUACGAUUUCUGAAGAAAAAAGAAUAAUUCAGUUCUGGAUCUCUACACUUAUCUUGUUUUUUUAUUUGAUCUCUUCACUUUUAUUCGUUUAA
Molecule: messenger RNA, 1475 nt
Organism: Mercurialis annua (annual mercury)
Lineage: Eukaryota; Viridiplantae; Streptophyta; Magnoliopsida; Malpighiales; Euphorbiaceae
Exons: 8
Coding region: 75-1172 (365 amino acids)
Source: RefSeq, a predicted model, not a curated record